Molecule: messenger RNA, 883 nt
Organism: Phodopus roborovskii (desert hamster)
Lineage: Eukaryota; Metazoa; Chordata; Mammalia; Rodentia; Cricetidae
Gene: Cenph
Product: centromere protein H
Exons: 9
Coding region: 9-743 (244 amino acids)
Biological process (GO): mitotic spindle organization; chromosome segregation; kinetochore assembly
Cellular component (GO): kinetochore; nucleus
Molecular function (GO): kinetochore binding
Source: RefSeq, a predicted model, not a curated record
UCAAACCCAUGGCAUCUGCAAUGGAGCAGCCGGGGGAGAAGCCUGUGGCCGGGGCUGAGGAAUGCGGAGAGGUGCGGGGUGAGUCGCAGGCUGCGGAGGAAAGCAUCGAGGAUCGCAUCCGCCUGCUGCUCAGGCUGAGGGCACAGACAAAACAGCAACUCUUAGAAUACAAGUCCAUGAUUGAUGCAAGUGAAGAAAAAACUCCAGAACAGAUCAUGCAAGAAAAACAAAUUGAAGUUAAAAUUGAAGACCUGGAAAAUGAAAUUGAAGAUGUAAAGAGCAAUUUUGAAAUGAAAACUCUUGCACUAAACAGGAUGAGACUUUCAGCUGCACUUACAAAGAACAUGGAAAAGAUGGGUGCUGAGAGCAGUGUGCUCACUGAUGACAUGAAGCACAUACUAAAGCUACAGAAUUUGAUAAUGAAGUCACAGGAGGAGUCUUCGGAAUUAGAGCAAAAGCUGCUUGACGUUAGAAAGAAGAGACUUCAAUUAAAGCAAACUUCAAGAAGUAAGCUUUUGGAAAUACAAACCGAGAAGAGCAAGCAGAAAAAGGAUUUGGACAAUAUGGAAAAUUCAGAAGUGAUAAAGACCAUGCAAAAAAAACUACAGAUGGAGAUAAAGAUUACUACAGUUAUUCAGCAUGUGUUCCAGGGCCUUAUUUUGGGGAGUAAAACCAACUGGGCAGAGGACUCUGCCCUGAGGGAAAUUGUGCUGCAGCUGGAAAAGGAUCUCACCACAAUCUAGUAAGAGUCCUGCCCUGGCGUUGGACGCGUUAGUGCCCACUCUGCCAUUUAAAUAGCAGAGUUCGUCGGAAUGCCUGACAUGCUUCGGAACCAUUCUGAUGCUGCAGCUCUAGGGCUCGGGUUGGUGAUGUGACAUGAAAU